Messenger RNA from Angiostrongylus costaricensis, 975 nucleotides. The record is from the annotation of a GenBank genome assembly. NCBI's taxonomy places the organism in Eukaryota, Metazoa, Nematoda, Chromadorea, Rhabditida, Metastrongylidae.
AUGAAUGACCUCGGUGAUUGUGGUACGAUGCGGGUGGAUGAUCUCGAGAGACUUGACAACAACAUAUUUGAAGAAUUUAUUGACGUUGAAGUACUCACAGUGGGAGGAGAGGAGGGGAAGAGAAUGAAACUGGGCGACACAUUCCCUGCGUUUUCCGCAGUGACGAAUCUUGGCAAAAUAGAGGAUUUUCAUGAUUGGAUGGGUAACAGGUGGGAUUGUGCUUGUUAUUAUUUGAAGAUUAGUACCGCUAUAUUAUUGGCUUCCUUCCUAAGUGAUAGUGGAGUUUAUAUCUUAUCAGUUUCCUUGCCUCUACAGUGGAGUUUCAGUUGGGCCAUUUUGUUCUCACACCCUGCCGAUUUUACUCCCGUAUGCACCACGGAACUGGCUCGUGCAGUUCAGCUGGCUGAGAAGUUCGAGGAACGUCAAGUGCAGAUGAUCGCCUUAAGUUGCGAUUCUGCUGAAUCGCAUCGCAGUUGGAUCAGAGAUAUCCUGGCGUACGCAGAAGUUCCUCAUAUUACGAUUAACAACUUCCCGUUUGAAAUCAUUGCCGAUGAAGACCGAAGGCUGGCAACUGAGCUAGGCAUGUUGGAUCCAGCAGAGAAGGACAGUGCUGGCAUACCACUUACAGCUCGUGCUGUGUUCAUCAUCGACCCGAAGAAAAAGCUUCGUGCACAAAUUCUUUAUCCUGCUACAACUGGAAGGAAUUUCGAUGAAAUUCUUCGCAUAAUCGACUCGUUGCAAUUGACAGACCGUAUGCCUGUGAGUCAUUGUUUUCCUCUUCGAUCUUUAUUAGAGUUCCUACAAGAUUAUAUUUGUGAGGUUGCUACACCGGAAGGCUGGAAUAGUGCGAAGGAAGCUUGUAUGGUCCAGCCUAGCGUUUCCAUGUCAGAAGCCGAAGAACUUUUCGAGGAAGUGGACACAGUACCACUGCCUAGUGGUAAACCGUACCUUCGUCGAGUACAUAUCAUUGAGUGA